Messenger RNA from Hylaeus anthracinus, 3149 nucleotides. RefSeq lists its product as uncharacterized. Gene Ontology annotation, cellular component: nucleus. NCBI's taxonomy places the organism in Eukaryota, Metazoa, Arthropoda, Insecta, Hymenoptera, Colletidae. The coding region runs from base 987 to 3071 and encodes 694 amino acids. The transcript has 7 exons. Gene Ontology annotation, molecular function: DNA-binding transcription factor activity, RNA polymerase II-specific; RNA polymerase II cis-regulatory region sequence-specific DNA binding. Gene Ontology annotation, biological process: regulation of transcription by RNA polymerase II. The record is from RefSeq and is a predicted model, not a curated record.
UUUUUCAUAAAUACAAUUACGAUUCUUUGCUUUAGAACAUUACAAUAUACUAUUCUACUAUAUUAUUUAAACAUUUAUCUAUCUUUACAUAUGUAUCCAAGUCUAUAACAUUAGACUGCGAACCUAUAAUCACUAUUUGCAGUAAACGUAACGUAAGCAUAUUUUCUCUAACAGUAACUUCAAUUUAAAUAAAAUAAUAAAUGUAUGAAAUAAUAAAAUAAUAAGAACAUGUGUUGAUAUGACAAAUUUAUCAUUUUUAUGAAUAGUUAUACAACGUAACAAUAAUGUACCAACAGUGGAAAUUAUCUUCACUACAAACUUGGACGUUUUCCCAUCAAUGACGCCACUGAUAUUAAAAAAAAAGGUGUAUUUCUUAGCACGUUAGAUUCGGCUGUUCUGUUCAAUAUAAUCUUUAUCGUAACAAAGGUGUCACUAAUAAGUAGUGCUCACAACAAGUUUUGUUAAAUAUUUGUUGAAUUUGUUGAAUCAUUGUGUAAGAAAAGUCGCGUGCAAUUUGUGUUUCUCUUAUUCUUAUUAGACCAUUCGGAAUAUAACCUUACCUGAGUUCACUAUUGCACAAGGACGAAAUAUUCAAAGCAUGUUUACAUUGUUUAUCAAUUUAUACUGAGAAUUAAAAUCGUUUGUCAUUUCUUUUAUUCAUUAAUAACAAUGAGUUCCUAAGAAAUUGAAUCUAAUUCACGUAACAUAAUCGUUAUGUUAUUUAAAAACAUGUUAUGAAAUGAAAAUACCCAAUAAAAAGGCAAGGUGUCGACUGUUAAACAUAAAUUAACAUUAUUUCCUUACUAAACACUUUUUGGCACUUGAAGUAUUUUUAUUUACAAUCUACAAUUAUUCUAUGUUAUUAAUUUAUAAUUUUGUAUGGAAUACUUAAUAUUGGAUAAAUUUGAAAUAAAUGUUUCUCAAAUACUCAGAAUAACAUUCUGAUACAUUAAUUAAAGUUUUCUUUCCUGUAAUAGUAUUUGAAAAUGACUGCUGAUAUUUUGAGUCCUAAGCCAAAAAGUACACAACCUCUAAAAAAGAGAAAAAUAGAAAUAAACUGUAUAUCUAAUGAUGAUUUGAGUAAUAAUGUUCAAACAUCUCAAGAGACUCACAAUAACAAAGAAUGUGUAAAUAAAGAAACACUGAAGUCGCCAAAUAAAAAAGACAUUACCAAUGAAAAUGUUCAAACUAUUAACAAUAACCAAAAUGUGGUAACUAAUGUAACAGAUAAUACAGAAAAUGCAAAGAUAAAAGAAACUCAUAAUAAUGAUAGAUUAUCAAACAGUAGCCAGAGAUCAUUCAUUAGUAUUCGUAAACUAGAGGAUUUAAGAUUUAUUCCUCCAAAAAAUACAGAAUUAAAUGAGUUAAUUGAUGUAAAAUCCAUUAAAGCAGAAAGUCCUGACUUAUUUAGUCCUUGUACUUUAAAUUCAAAUUCGGUAGUUAAAAGCAUAUCUGAAAAUUAUUAUCCAAAUGAAAAUAAUACUCCUAGUAAAAGAAGAAAAAGGAAAAUUAGCAAUAGUGAUUAUGAUCAGUUAUCUGAUAUACUUAAAUCAGAACUAUAUGAUGCUAAUGUAUAUGACAUGGAACCUAUUGAUAUGUUACAUGAUUUGGAUUCAGUAAUGGACUUUGAAGAAACUAAAAUAUCAUCAGAGUUUUUAUCUUCAAUAACCAAUGAUACUAUGCAAAAUGAACAGAAUAUAGAAAUGUCCAAAGAUCCACAAAUAGAUCCUCUUUUUAUUGCUAAUAGUGAUGUACAAAGUACAACCAAUGAAGAUAUGGAUAUUAAACAAAUAAAUAACCUAACCGAUACUAAAUAUAAUUUGAGAAAAAAUAAAACAUCAGAUUCGAUCAACACUGAUGAAAGUAUAAAUGAUGAAGCCUAUCACACUAUAAAAUAUGUCCUAGGAGAAUUAGACAUUCAUUCAGACGCAGAAAAUGAAGAAAGCUUAAAAAAUGCUACAAAGAGAUUAUAUGAUUUGAAAGUACAAAUAAUACAUGACAUACCACCACAACAUAAAAUUGAACAUACAGCAGGCUCAAGACCAUUAACAAAAGAAGAAAGGCACUUAUUUUUAAAAUAUGGACCAAUAAAAAAUGGUGUAUUUUCACCCAAGGAAGAUGAAACUAUCAAGAAUAAUUGGAAAACGUUCUGUAAAAUUCAUAAAUGGAACCCUGAAUAUGUAAAACCAUUUCUUUAUAUGAGGCAUGGUGGUUCACAAUACUUUAUAAAAAGUAUGAUAGAGAGGCAAAAGUUUGUUCAAUUCUUAGCAAAUGGAUUACCAUGGAGGACACUGCACAGUGUACAUCGAAGAUUUAGGAGCAUGAAUGAAAAAUAUGCAAAAUCAUUUAGAAGAUACACAGUACAAGAAGAUGAACAAAUUUUGACAUUCAUGAAAAAUAAACAUAGAAGAAAACAAAACCACAAAUUAUGUGAUAUAGCUAAAACCUUGGGACGUACAAGUCAGUCAGUUUGGUUACGUUACCAACUUCUUAAAAAAAUGCAGAAAAGAAUUACAGACAAACCAUUAACAGAAGUAAAGUGGACAUUACCUUUGAUUGGUACAUUUAUAGAAACUAUCAUGGAUGUAACUCUAUCUGAAACAGUAGAAGAUUUGAAGGAUGCUGUCCUUCCAAAACCGGUUUGGUUAAAGAUACAGGAAAAACUAAACAUAGAUCACAAUGUACUGAAAGUAUUUUGGAUGCACCAAUUGCAUAUGCAAUUGUUUUGUCCUGAGCCUAUUUAUUUAAAUGAUAUAAAAAUAAAAUUAAUUGAAUACAUGUACGGAAAAGGAAUCUCGAAUACUCGAGAAAUACUAUGGCCGAAUGUUGCAAAAUAUUUCGAGGGCGUUACUACUGUCUUUUUAUGUAAAGUAUUUUUUCAUCUUGUCAAAAAAGCUAUUACGAAAAUAGGUACAAACGACCUUCUUGAUAUUGUGGACCACUUGUAUUUCGAUAAAAUAAGUGACAUAAAGAAUGAUGUAACUGAUAAAUUUCUUCCUAGACUAUCUUAUACUGAUGGGAAGGUUAAAAUUAUAGAUAAAGAUAUGAGCGACAAUGUUGAUACGGAGUAAGAUAUAUUAAUUCAUAAAUUAAAUAAAAACAUUAUAUAUCUCAUUACAUCAUUUAUUAAACUGCAUUAUUUUCCAAUA